CGUCUUUCCAAAAUAGCCAGCGUCGCCAUCGAACACUACGUUACCGACAAACCACCAAACGAUCGAGUACCGACCGAUUCUAUCGUCAGUCAUACCACAAAACUCGCAAAAAUGGGAAAGCAGCACGGUUCUCUUGCCCGAGCCGGCAAGGUCAAGUCGCAGACCCCCAAGGUUGAGCCUCAGGAGAAGCCCAAGAGGCCCAAGGGACGUGCUCACAAGCGUGAGCAGUACGUUCGCCGUUUCGUGAACGUUACCCUUGCCCCCGGUGGCAAGAGGAAGAUGAACCCCAACCCCACUGCUUAAGCAAUGAACGAACGCAUUCAACGACGAUAAAUGACCGAUCCGACCCGAUCAUUCCCACGGCGACGAAGGUCUUUUGUAAUGAGGAUCGGUUUGGCUUUUGGGGCUGGGCGGGCGACUCCAGUCGCCCUGUCCAUGGGACGGGCAUUCUCUAUGCGCAAGGUGUUUUCAUCAUUUCGACGAAUGUUUUUGUUAUCGCUACUCAUCUCCGUGGGAAGGGCCCACACCUGAAUGGAGUGAGCACGUUCGUCUCGGUCAAAUCUUUGGGUCUUAGGGAGUCAUCUUCGGCACAAACGGGGAAUUUUUGUUUUUUUCCGGUUAUGGUAGAAGGUUUUACAUUGCUGCACAACAAAAAAAUAACAGACUGGAAGCUUUUUACCCCGGCUAUUCAACACUUGGAUUUAUUUUGAUUUGAGUGCAGGAGGAAGUACUACCGGCCGUUGGAAUUCAUGGUUAAUGCAGAGUCAGCCAAGGAGCGGCAAGGUUAACCAACAGCAGCAGCAGAGCAAGACCAGACCCUUGAGGUGAGGCACGUUCCGCUCAGUCAGUUGCUCACAGCACUGCUGCGUCUCAUCUGGCCCUUUUGAGUUCCAUCCACCUCUGUUGCGGGUAUGUGGG
This is a messenger RNA of Pyricularia grisea, 918 nucleotides long. RefSeq lists its product as uncharacterized. NCBI's taxonomy places the organism in Eukaryota, Fungi, Ascomycota, Sordariomycetes, Magnaporthales, Pyriculariaceae. The record is from RefSeq and is a predicted model, not a curated record. Gene Ontology annotation, cellular component: ribosome; cytosolic small ribosomal subunit. Gene Ontology annotation, molecular function: structural constituent of ribosome. Gene Ontology annotation, biological process: translation. The coding region runs from base 112 to 303 and encodes 63 amino acids. The transcript is spliced from 3 exons.